Molecule: messenger RNA, 1698 nt
Organism: Penicillium canariense
Lineage: Eukaryota; Fungi; Ascomycota; Eurotiomycetes; Eurotiales; Aspergillaceae
Product: amino acid permease
Exons: 3
Coding region: 1-1698 (565 amino acids)
Biological process (GO): transmembrane transport
Cellular component (GO): membrane
Molecular function (GO): transmembrane transporter activity
Source: RefSeq, a predicted model, not a curated record
AUGGAGACUAAACUAACCAGCACGAGCGCUGCUAAACAUCGCGUAUACGCCGAUGCCGAUCAUGCCCCGGUCACCUCAAUCCUCGCGGAUGGCGAUGUGCCAUAUGCAGACCAUGAGAUGGACGCCGAUGAGCGGGUGAUCAUGGCCUUGGGUUACAAGCAGGAGUUCAAGCGUGAAUUCUCCCUGUGGACUACAUUCUGUGUCAGUUUCGCUGUUCUCGGCUUAUUGCCGUCGUUCGCGAGUACUAUGUACUAUGGAAUGGGUUACGCGGGAACGGCAGGUAUGGUCUGGGGCUGGCUCAUUGCUAUGGUUUUCAUCCAGUGUAUUGCGAUGUCAAUGGCGGAACUAUGUUCGGCCAUGCCUACGAGUGGCGGUCUCUACUAUGCUGCAGCAGUCCUCGCACCUCCCGGAUACGGUCCUUUCGCCGCAUGGAUGACUGGAUGGUCCAACUGGAUCGGCCAGAUUACGGCCGCGCCCUCGGUGGACUAUGCACUGUCUGCAAUGAUUCUGGCCGCAGUGUCGAUCAGCAAUCCCGACUAUGUUCCAACGAAUUGGCAAACAUUCCUGCUGACGACGCUCAUAAUGAUCAUCCAUGCGGGAAUCAGCAGCCUUCCUACGAAGCGUGUCGCACAAUUCAAUUCCUACGGGUCAACCUUCAACAUGAUCGCGCUCGUCGCGACCAUCAUUGUUAUUCCCGCUGCAACCAAGAAUGAGCCCAAGUUCACUCCAUCGAAGGAGGUCUGGGGCAAUAUCACGAACCAGACAGACUUCCCCAGCGGAGUCGCAGUGCUCAUGACCUUUGUCGGCGUGAUUUGGACGAUGUCCGGCUAUGAUUCUCCCUUCCACCUCAGCGAGGAAUGCUCUAAUGCCAAUAUCGCCUCUCCACGUGCCAUCGUCAUGACAUCCGGUGUCGGCGGAGUAAUGGGCUGGUUCCUGCAGCUCGUCGUGGCCUACACAGUUGUGGACAUCAGCGGGGUCAUCGACUCGGAUCUCGGUCAGCCCUGGGCCUCCUACCUGCUCCAGGUGUUGCCCCAGAAGGCGGCGCUGGGCAUCCUCGGGUUAACUAUCAUCUGCGGCUUCUCCAUGGGUCAGGGCUGCAUGGUCGCUGCGUCGCGAGUGACGUACGCCUACGCCCGCGACGACUGCUUCCCACUCUCGCACAUCUGGAAGAAAGUCAACACGCGCACGCAAACCCCCGUCAACGCAGUGAUUCUGAACUGCGUGCUGGGCAUUUUGAUGUGCCUGCUCAUCCUAGGAGGCACCGUCGCCAUCGGCGCGUUGUUCUCCAUCGGCGCCAUCGCACAGUUUGUCGCCUUCGCGAUCCCCAUCUUCAUCCGCGUCUUCUUCGUGGGUCAUCGCUUCCGCAAGGGGCCGUGGCAUCUGGGUCCGUAUGGUCCGUACAUUGGUGGACUAGGCGUUGCGUUUGUGAUGCUGAUGGUGCCUAUCUUGUGUCUGCCGAGCGUCACGAAGGGCGACUUGGCCCCAGACCUGAUGAACUGGACUUGCCUUGUGUAUGGUGCGCCGAUGCUGGCUGUAUCGAUCUGGUAUGCGGUUGAUGCGCGCAAGUGGUUUGUUGGUCCGGUGGUCAAUGUCGAGCAUUCCAUGCAUCCGAUUGUUAGCGAUGGCAUGGAGCCUGAGGAGCAUCCGGAGACAGAAGUCACCACGAGUUUGGCUAAGUCCGACGAGGACAAAUUAUAG